AUGUGUGAUCCCUUUGAUAUGACGGUGUUGAUGGAGUUGGUGCUGAGUGAGGGGUUUCGCACAAACCCCAAUGAUCCGGGGACUGAGAAGUUGGCCAUUUGGCCGAUCACAGACGCCUGGCUCCAAGACAAGUACAAGCCUUUGCCACCUCUCAAUCCAGCAGAUGAGGAAGAUGGUCCGCCGCCCUUUGGGGUCGCAUACAUCAAGGGCUGGCGCCGCAGCCUUGCAGCUUUGAUAUGCUGUGAAGGGGUGCGGAGUCUGGAUAUCCAGCUGGAUGAGCUGACCGACAACUUUAAGGCUUCUCUGAAAAUCAUCCACGCGACCGUGGGCGCAUAUGACUCGACCAAAGCUGCCGUUUUUGCUGCCCGAGGUGUGACCAUGGCCACCACGGGCACAAGAAAGGCGCCCAACGCCAUGAAUUUCCUCCGUCAGUUCGAAGUUCUGGGUAAAGCCGGUGAAGCUGAAUGGAACGACGCAGGCAAGGUGGCCCGCGCCUUCAAUGUAGGAAAGCUGGAAUCAGAAGCGAUAGUGGCCCUGCAGAGCAAAAUCCACCACGACAUUGUGGAUGAGUUGAAGUCGGCAACAAGGACCCGGGGCAUGAGAUCCUUUGUCACCCACGACCUUCUUUCAAAAGGCAUUUUCAAUACAUCGUUCACCUCCCAAGUUGCUGGUUUGGAGCAAUGGUCCGCUUAUUUGACAAACGGACAGAACAACGAACUUGCCAGCCUUUUUCUGGAGCGUCUCAAGGGGGAUUGGGAUAGACUUCCAGUUGGUGUGAAGAAAGCCUUUACGUGGAAGGAUGCCAGCGUGAUUCACGCAGCCUGUGGAGGCUAUUUGGGGAUCAUGGAAAGCUUUCAAAAGAACGUUCCCGCGGCUGAUUUCACAGCAGCUGAGCCUGAGAUCAAGAGCCAAUUCUCUCUUGGCGUUCUGGACCAUGAGAUACUGGCAUUCUUGGAGGGAUCUGUUCCACCGAUCCAGCUGAAGAACGUUCGAUUUGUGCGGACAUGGGUUGUGGUGAGAGACACUUAUUGA
Messenger RNA from Durusdinium trenchii, 1032 nucleotides. Lineage: Eukaryota; Dinophyceae; Suessiales; Symbiodiniaceae. The record is from the annotation of a GenBank genome assembly.